AUGAGCAACAAAUACCUUUUGGAUGAGAAGCAACAGUUUAUUAAUGGGAUUGGCACCGAGUUGGCAUGGGGAUGGUCUCCAGCGAUAGAUUUUACCGAAUUUUUGAAUACAAGGAAGAGGGAACAAACUCUUGGAAAGGGGCCUGAGGGCACCUCAGAAGUGGUGAAUCCAACUGUAUCCGAUGACAAAAAGUCCAGCCAAGAAUCAAGUUGCCUUACCAAAGAAGAAAAGGAUAUUGAGUCGAUGAUUGCGACUAUCAAACAGCGCUCAGUGGAAGAUAAGGAAAGAAAUGGAUCUGAUGAGCCCGGUGACGUGCGUGUGCUUCUUUGCGGAGCAUGUGAUAUACGCCAUGUUUUCCGCACCCUUUCCAGUUUACGGGUGAAGGGAUCACUCACAUCAUCGGGGGAGUCAGUUGAUCCUACGUGGCACUUCUAUUUUUAUGAGCCCAAUCUGCGCGUGCAUGCUCGUCACCUAUUUUUCCUCAAGUGGCUGUUAGACAGUACUUUUUCUCUCGAUGAGCUUGAAGAGAGGGUGCUAAUGUUCCUUGAUGUUUUUGGUAAUGCCAUGACACGUGACACAACGGCUGCGCAGGUGCGAAAUGUCGCCCAACAGCUACUCAAUGCGUUGCGCUCUGAGGGUGGAGGAGAUCUCGCUGAGUUGGUGUCCUUUGCAGAAAUGAAGGAAAAGGAACGCGACUUUGUGGAGCAGCAGAUUGUGCACUGGACGCGUGAUCGCUCGGUAGCUCACGUGGAAGAGACCCGCUCCAAACGCCUGAGGCAAGAGAUGGCGGAGCGUUUCGAUAACCGGGACAAUAUCAUUGACUGGGACUUCCACUUUCAUCUGAAUGACUACACAAACCUAAUCAAAUUUACAGAAUAUCGCACAUGGCGCAACAAUGGUGUUGCUUUCGAUGCGACACACAUCAACCCACGCCGUGAGUUCACGUAUACUUACUCGGUUCCUAACAAAACGCUCUGCCACUUUAACAAUAAAGGGGAUGGUGUUUUCUUGGGUGAUGUGAAGAAUGGGCCGUUCUUUGCCUUGGGGGCACAAACUGCGAAUACACACAUUCGUUCCAGAACUUUCGAUGGCACGUGUAAAUAUGGCAAUGGUGUUGUCUCGAUGCAUAAUAUUCGUGCGUGGUUAUAUGGUCUCAUGACAGGGUUGCGGUGGCCGUGGAGUGACCACUUAUUUGCGUGGGAUGAUGCCUCUAACUACAAUUGGCUUCCAGAAGGUACCCCCAAAGACGUUACGCACCAAACCACAUUACCUAAGGUGAAGUUUCAUUUCAUUGGUUUGGACUUGGACCGCUUCCUAAAGCGGAUGCGGGAUAAGGGAAGACAGAAGUUUGAUGCAGCCUUUGUUGGGACAGGAUGCACGCAGUUUAUGACUCCCUCCUUUUUUGAGAUUGCAAUGAUGGAGGACGCUGUCGUGGUUGCGGAAACUGCAAAGUUUGUUAUAGAUAUGAGAGAUGAGGGCAAAAAAGCUUUUGUUAACAAAAUAUGCGAACUGGCUCGUGCGGCUAACUGGAACCGAAACGAAGACAUAACCAAAUCUCUUCACAAGGACCAGCCAGAUCCUCAGAAAGUUGACGAGAACUCAUCAAAUAACAAGGCAGCGCUAAUGGCGAAGGAGCGGUACGAAAUGCCCUACCAAAUAGCCCUUACGCGUUGCUGCUCUGUGGUGGCGUGA
Trypanosoma brucei brucei TREU927 is the source of this 1692-nucleotide messenger RNA. RefSeq lists its product as hypothetical. Gene Ontology annotation, biological process: motile cilium assembly; axonemal dynein complex assembly. Lineage: Eukaryota; Euglenozoa; Kinetoplastea; Trypanosomatida; Trypanosomatidae. The transcript has a single exon. Bases 1 to 1692 code for a protein of 563 amino acids. The record is from RefSeq and is a predicted model, not a curated record.